AUGUCCGACUCCUCCAACUCCACUGCUGCAGCCGCAGCAGCCGCCGCGGCGGCGGCGACGGCGGCCUUCCCUCACAUCCCCGUCGGCGACACUCUCGGCGCGUGGCUCAUCGGCGUGUGCAUCAGCUACCUGCUGCAGGGCAUGCUGUUCCAUCAGGCGUUCAAGUACUACAUGACCUUCCACAAGGACAGGUGGGUCCUUAAAGCAUGGGUUGCGGUGGUUUUGGUGCUUGAGACGUUGGCCACGGUGUUGAUCACACAUACUGCAUACUUCUAUAUGGUGACCAAAUACUGGGAGCCAACGUACUUCUUCGUCUCCCCGACGGUUUGGUCUCUCAAUGUCCUCCUCCACCUGCCGUACGCCCUCGCGGCCUUCAUCUCCCAGAGUUUCUUCGCUCGCCGGUUAUGGCUAAUUGCACCCAAAUUCCGGAUUCUUGUCGCCGUCGCAAUGGUCCUGAUAGCAGGCAACGUCGCGUGCUUCUCCGUGCUGGCGGCGACGAUGUUCAGGUCGGCGACACUCUCGGAGUGGCUCCAAUACUCGUGGCUCGCAACACUAGGGUCCUCGAUCCAAGUGACCGGGGAUCUGUCGAUCAGCGCCGCGUUGGUGUAUACCCUGCACACAAGCAGGACAGGGAUCACUCGGACGGACUCGAUCGUGGAUACACUGAUCACAUACUCGGUCUCGACUGGUGUCGUAACCUGCAUCGUCCACAUCGUCAACGUCACCUAUUCCGCCAAGGAGCCGGAUAACUUCAUCUACGCCGCGCUCUCCAUCAUCCCACGAAGCGUGCUGUACGCCAACGCGUUCCUCGUCGCGCUCAACUCCCGCGCGUCGCUGGGCAUCCUCGGCCAGUCGAACAACCAGUCCAACUCCGUCAACGUCUCGCACGUGCUCCGCGCGCGCGGCGCGACCAACCUCCCCACCGCGGUACGUGUUGUCGCGAAUCCUUCUCUGUGCCACACGCUGACCUGCCCCUCUUCUCGCUCUUCCCGCGCCUCCCUCUCCCGUUCACCCCCACGCGCUCACACGACCGGACGGACGGACGGACGGACGAACGAGCAGCUCAGCAACACCGCGGCGAGCAACCCGACCGCGAUCGAGCUCAAGGUCACGACGGUGACCGAGACCGACGACUUCUACGACGGCGCGUACGCCGUGUCCGAGCCCGGGCCGCUCGAGGCGCAGCAGCAGCAGCAGCCGCAGCGGUCGUUCCUCGGGCCGAAGCGACACCCGUACGCCGCGGAGGUCAUGACGCCGUGA
Messenger RNA from Epithele typhae, 1260 nucleotides. RefSeq lists its product as uncharacterized. The record is from RefSeq and is a predicted model, not a curated record. Lineage: Eukaryota; Fungi; Basidiomycota; Agaricomycetes; Polyporales; Epitheliaceae. The transcript is spliced from 20 exons. Bases 1 to 1260 code for a protein of 419 amino acids.